CCCUCCACUCUCGCGCCAGCCUGGCGGCGGGCGGCUGUGACCUGCAGCACCCGGCGCUCGAGGUGGAGCUCACAAGCGACCGACGCAGUGGGCAGUGCACACCGGCCACGCCUCCGGCGGCUCCAAGUCAUCAUGGCAGCCACUGAGAUCUCUGUCCUUUCUGAGCAAUUCACCAAAAUCAAGGAACUCGAGUUAAUGCCGGAAAAAGGCCUGCAGGAGGAGGAAGAAGACGGAGUGUACAGAGAGAAAGACCAUUGGAGUCCUAGUGAGUUGGAGGCUGAGUGUACCUCUGGGGCCGAAGAGCUGGAGCUGGUGCCCGCCUUCUCGGAGGAGACUGAGAAGCACAUCCUGACCCUGCAGACGGCGCCCUUCACUUCUGAAGCUUUCAAGUUGCAGGAUUUGAGCUUGCUGAGCGUACAGCAGCAAGAAGAGGGGCAGGUGAUGGUGCAGCAGGCUGGCCCUGGGUUGCUGUGGCUUGAGGAGGGGUCCCAGCAGAGCUUGCAGCAGUAUUUGGCCAUUAGUUUCCAGGAAGAGCUGUACUCCCUGCAAGAGACGGAGGUGUUGCAGCUUCACCUUGUAGAGGAUAAUGUGAUGGCCAGUGAAGAGAGUAAGUUAGCGGCGAGCCUGGCUGAAAGUGCUGGACUGACUAAGCUCCAGGAAAGGCAGGAGAAGGAGCAGUUAUUGCCUGAAAGAAGAUUGGCUAAAAGAACAGAGGAGCAAUUCUUACAUUUGGAAGUGAUGCCAGGAGACAAAGGAAGUGAUGAAAUCUCUCUGAAAACUUCAAAUUUAAACAUGGAAGAACAAGAGGAUCCACCUCUAGCUGUUCCAGCAAAUGUUGAAAAGGCCAAAUCUGCAAAAAAUCAAAGUCAGGCAAAGGGAGCAAAACGAACCUUCUGCUGUGAUGUCUGCAUGUUCACCUCUUCUAGAAUGUCAAGUUUUCAUCGUCACAUGAAAACUCACACCAAUGAGAAGGCUCACCUGUGUCACCUCUGCCUGAAAACCUUCGGCACAGUCACUCUGCUACGGAACCAUGUCAAUACCCACACAGGAACCAGGCCCUAUAAGUGCAGCGACUGCAACAUGGCAUUUGUCACCAGUGGAGAACUUGUCCGACACAGACGCUAUAAGCAUACUCAUGAGAAACCCUUUAAAUGCUCCAUGUGCAAGUAUGCCAGUGUAGAGGCAAGUAAACUGAAGCGCCAUGUUCGAUCCCACACGGGGGAGCGCCCCUUCCAGUGUUGCCAGUGCAGCUAUGCCAGCAGAGAUACCUACAAACUGAAACGCCACAUGAGAACGCACUCAGGUGAGAAGCCUUAUGAAUGCCACGUCUGCCACGCCCGCUUCACCCAAAGUGGGACCAUGAAAAUGCAUACUCAGCAGAAACACAGCGAAAAUGUCCCCAAACACCAGUGUCCCCAUUGUGCCACCAUCAUUGCACGGAAAAGCGACCUACGUGUCCAUAUCCGCAACUUGCAUACUCAUAGUGCUGCAGAGCUGAAAUGCCGCUACUGUUCUGCUGUCUUCCAUGAACGCUUUGCCCUCAUUCAGCACCAGAAAACUCAUAAAAAUGAGAAGAGGUUCAAGUGUGAACACUGCAGUUACGCCUGCAAGCAGGCACGUCAUAUGACUGCUCACAUUCGUACCCACACUGGAGAGAAACCGUUCACCUGCCUUUCCUGCAAUAAGUGUUUCCGACAGAAGCAACUUCUAAAGAUUCACUUCAGGAAAUACCACGAUGCCACUUUCAUCCCAGCUGUUUACAAAUGCCCCAAGUGCGACAAAGGCUUUUCCCGCUGUAGUAACAUGCGUAGACACUUGGAGAAGUGUGGCUCAGGGCAAGCGAAGGCAGCUGCUUCAGGAAAAGGAAGAAUCAGAAAGAGGAAGCAGCCUGUCCCGAAGGAGGCCUCGAGGAGAGACGAAGCUGCUGCUGAGGAGGCUUCCACCACGAAGGGAGAACCUUUCCCAGGGGAGACGCUGCCUGUCGCCUAUGGAGAAACCACAGCCAGAGUCAAAGAUGACAUGGAUGAAGUGACCUGUGAAAUGCUCCUCAACAUGCUGGAUAAGUGAGAGAGAUUCAGGCUGCCUGUUCACUGCCCCUAAUUUCUAAGGCAAUCUAUAGAAGUUUAGCAUUUACUUUGAAACAAUUAAGUUCAUGACAAUGAAUGAAUGCAAGUUUGAAGUAGUGCCUAGAAUUGUUUUCCUGUUUUUAGCUGGAUAUUUCAAAGAAACAUUGCAGGUGUUUUAUCAAAUCUUAAACCUUGAACGAGAGGGUAACACCUCAAACCUAUGAAUGUAUUCCUUGGUGUUGGCAAGGUGGUCCACAAUGAAUGAGGAAUAAUUUUUGGAUAAUAGUCACUUCAAAGUAGUCUAGAGCAGCUAGUGCUUCAACAGCCAGAGCCGGACAUUUUUAUGUUUUAUGGGUACACCCACGAUAUUUCUAAUAGUAUGAUUUUAAACGUUAAAGACGAAUUUUAUAUUUUUUAUACAAAUGAAUUUUCUACAAAAUUUAAAGCUACCAUAAUGCUUUUAAUUAGUUCUAAAUUCAAUCAAAAAAGUGUUUUAGUGUUAUAAAAAGUAAAAGUGAGUAGGGAAUGAAAAACUACCCUAGAAAGUAAGGAAUCAAUCUGUUUUACUUUGGUAUUGGUAGCAAGGUCCACCUUUAUAGUUUUGGAGUCUCUCUUAAUUAUGUUCCUUGGCAGGUAUGAAAUUGCCUGGUUACAUUCCAUUAUUGCUUAUUAGUAUUUCACUUCAUAAUGCUUUUUUCUUCUAAAACUACUUUUUUUAUAUUUUUAAAAUAAUUGGCAGAGUGAGAAGAAACAUAAAAAUCAGAUAAUGAAACUGUGAACCUGUAAGGAAUUUGCACUUUUUCAUAACAUCCAAUGAUUAGUGAGUAUUUCUCUUUUGCCAUUUGACAAGAUUUUUCCCACCCUCGAGCAGCAUGAGAGAUGCCCCUUUAGCACUUGAAAUCAGUAUCUACCUUUAUAUGGAGCCAGAUUUUUCUUCUUUGCUUAGUUCAGCAGUUUCUUUUGCUGCAAACCUCUCUCUACCCCUGUGUUUUAAGAUCAUUGAUAGGUCCUAAAUUCAAAUUCUUAAGAUAUGGAUCUGUUACUGAAAAUAUCACAAAUUCAGAAGCUCUAUACAAUGUGAAUAUGUGGAAAUAAUUUCCCAGCAGGAAGAGCAUUAUUCUCUUUGUACCAGCAAAUAAUUCAACUCAAUUCACGUAAGAUUUAAAUUCUGUGGGCUGUAGUAUGUCAUCAUUGUAACUGUUUGAAUUUUUGCAAUGGUUUAUUUUUUUACUGUUAUUUAAAGAUGUUUUACAUAAUUCAAUAAAAUGAAAUGACUUAAAAUUGC
Molecule: messenger RNA, 3351 nt
Organism: Callithrix jacchus (white-tufted-ear marmoset)
Lineage: Eukaryota; Metazoa; Chordata; Mammalia; Primates; Cebidae
Gene: CTCFL
Product: CCCTC-binding factor like
Biological process (GO): regulation of transcription by RNA polymerase II
Cellular component (GO): nucleus
Molecular function (GO): DNA-binding transcription factor activity, RNA polymerase II-specific; RNA polymerase II transcription regulatory region sequence-specific DNA binding
Source: RefSeq, a predicted model, not a curated record